Messenger RNA from Coregonus clupeaformis (lake whitefish), 937 nucleotides. Its product is annotated as fibroblast growth factor 14-like. Gene Ontology annotation, molecular function: fibroblast growth factor receptor binding; growth factor activity. Lineage: Eukaryota; Metazoa; Chordata; Actinopteri; Salmoniformes; Salmonidae. Gene Ontology annotation, cellular component: cytoplasm. The record is from RefSeq and is a predicted model, not a curated record. Gene Ontology annotation, biological process: positive regulation of cell population proliferation; cell differentiation; fibroblast growth factor receptor signaling pathway. The transcript has 2 exons. The coding region runs from base 101 to 466 and encodes 121 amino acids.
GAGUGAGUGAGUGAGUGAGUGAGUGAGUGAGUGCGUGCAUGUGGGUGCUACAUCUGCUUAUGUGUGUGUUCCCUAUGUGCUCACCUAUGCAUAUCUGUGUAUGUCUCUGUCUUCUAAUCUACAGCAACACUUCACCCCAGAGUGCAAGUUCAAAGAGAGUGUGUUUGAGAACUACUACGUGACGUACUCGUCCAUCCUGUACCGGCAGACCCAGUCGGGCAGGUCCUGGUACAUCGGCAUCAACCGGGACGGACAGGUCAUGAAGGGCAACAGGGUCAAGAAGACCAAAGGGGCGGCCCACUUCCUGCCCAAACUCAUAGAAGUGGCAAUGUACAGGGAGCCUUCGCUGCAUGAAGUGGUGGUGGUCGCCGAGCUGAGUCCGCCCAGAAAAACGGUCAAGACCUCCGAUUCGCCCGUGCUGCAGAAUGGCAAGAAAGACCCACCCUCCAAAACCAAAACUUCCUAGCGCACAGAGAAGACAGGGGCCACUGGGCACUGACUGGCUAACAAAGUCUUCCUGUUUUUAUUACAAAGGGGUGUCUCGGUCAAAUGUUUCCCCCCUUCCCCACUGAGCAGCACGUAGAGGAGGCCCUAUUGUUCUAUAUUCCCACAGGUUCCAUCCAUACCAGGAUGUUUCUGAAAUGGCACUCUAUUCCGUUUACAGUGCACUACUUUUGACCAAAGCCCGCACAGGAGUCUGUUCAAAAGGAGUGCACUAUAAAGGGAAUUGGGUGCCAUUUGGGACGCUUCCCCAAACACCCUGUUGUUCUCUUAACAUCUGUUACCAGGUAUCCUCUGUCCGUCAGCAACAUGGUGACCAUAGCGAUCUCCUCCAUACUUAAGCAAUCCUCUCCUUCACCUUUGGUGCAAUCUGAUUCGUUUGUGACACAGAGUCAAUUUUCCACUCGGCAGCACAAGAAAAUAUUCCUUGUUCUUC